AUGGUACUAAAACGAUUUAAACCCCUACUUGAUCGUGUUCUAGUACAAAAAUUUAGACCAGAGACAAUAACAAAGUCAGGAUUAUUCUUACCAGAUAGUGCUACAAAAGGAAGUAUUGCUAGUCUACAAGGUUUAGUACUAAGUGUAGGACCUGGGAAAAGAAACAAAAAAACAGGGGAAUAUAUUAAGUGUUCUGUAAAACCAGGAGAUGUUGUUGUAAUCCCAGAAUAUGGAGGGAUUCCUUUUAAAGUAGAAAAUAAAAAUGACCAAAACAGAAAUGAUGAUCUGUUUAUUUAUCGUGAAGAUGAUUUGGUAGGAAUUGUGGAAGGAGGAAAACUUGAAUAA
Messenger RNA from Cryptosporidium muris RN66, 345 nucleotides. Its product is annotated as heat shock protein Hsp10, putative. Gene Ontology annotation, cellular component: mitochondrial matrix. Bases 1 to 345 code for a protein of 114 amino acids. Gene Ontology annotation, molecular function: ATP binding; metal ion binding; protein folding chaperone. The record is from RefSeq and is a predicted model, not a curated record. The transcript is spliced from 2 exons. NCBI's taxonomy places the organism in Eukaryota, Apicomplexa, Conoidasida, Eucoccidiorida, Cryptosporidiidae.